This is a messenger RNA of Lycium ferocissimum, 848 nucleotides long. RefSeq lists its product as uncharacterized. The record is from RefSeq and is a predicted model, not a curated record. The transcript has a single exon. Bases 168 to 749 code for a protein of 193 amino acids. NCBI's taxonomy places the organism in Eukaryota, Viridiplantae, Streptophyta, Magnoliopsida, Solanales, Solanaceae.
AAUAACCAUAUUGCAGAGAAUCACACGUUUCUCUCUCGAGCCGCUUGAAAAUUCCAAAGAAUCCCCCAUAUAUAUUGUCCUCUUCCCCAAAAAAUCAAACUCCCCUAUUCAAAACUUCAACCCAAAAUUGAUUUUUCCUAUUUUUAUCCAAAUCGAAGGAAUCAUCUAUGGAACUAUCUGUGAUCUCCGAUACGUUAACAACAGUUGUUACAAGCCAUGGCCUAGGGUUUUCAAAUUAUCUUCUAAAUCGCAAUUUCAACGUUCUCUCAUCGGAGCAUCAGCAAUCUCCUCCUUCAGCCGCCGCCGCCGCCACCGGAGUUCGUCAAAUCUCGGCCGCCCUAGCGCCGCCGCCUGUAAAAUACAAUAAAGUCAAAUCCGUGCCACGUAGGUUGACACGUAAGACGAGGCGUACUAAACGGAAGUUGUUAAGCGAUGAGGGAGAUGAUGAAAACGGAGUUUUCUUUGACGGUGGUGAUUAUGAUGGUCCGUUUGGUGGUGGUGGUAGUAGCUGGAGUGGUAGUGGUGGUGGUGGUAAGGGAUGGAAUUAUGGUGGAUUUGGAGGGGCAAAUUGGGAAGAAUCUUCUUCGUUUUCGGAUCCGGCUUUUGAUUUCGUAUACGAGUUGAUGUGUUGGGCGGCUUUAUCGAAUUGCUUGCAUUUUGCUUUUAAAAAAAUGGUGAGAAUUGUGGCUGAUGGAUUCAGUGAUCCAACUAGAGGGAAGGUUCCAGUGAGACUCACAUCUGUCUAUUGAAUCUGUAAGCUCAAUUUAUUACUGAGUUAAUUCUGUUGGAAACUGUGGAUAUGAUUGACAAUUUACAAAUGUAAAUAGUAGUAGUGUGUAUAUAUAUGA